CGAGGGGAGUCUUACAAAAACGCUUUUACUGGUUUUCUCCUCAGGUCGCGCAUGCGCUGCUGCCAGAGCCCUCGAUUUUUUUUUUCCUGAGGGGGGGCGGGGGUGGAAUGUUGUAGAGCGGCGAGUGGGCGGAGCAGUUGCGGCUGCCUCUCUCUCUCCCCCCCCCGCCCCGCCCGCCCGUCCUCCCCAGUUGCUAAUAUGGCGUCUCGGAGAGCUCGCUCCGCCUCAGAGCAUGACAGUGAUGAGGAUUCAUACGAAGUACUGGAUUUAACAGAAUAUGCAAGGCGCCAUCAUUGGUGGAACCGAGUGUUUGGCAGGAAUUCUGGACCUAUUGUAGAAAAGUAUUCCGUAGCUACUCAGAUUGUAAUGGGUGGCGUAUCAGGCUGGUGUGCAGGAUUUUUAUUCCAGAAGGUUGGAAAACUUGCAGCGACUGCAGUAGGCGGCGGCUUUCUCUUGCUACAAAUUGCUAGUCAUAGUGGCUAUGUACAGGUUGACUGGAAAAGGGUUGAAAAAGAUGUAAACAAAGCGAAGAAGCAACUCAAAAAACGAGCAAACAAGGCAGCUCCUGAAAUCAACACAUUGAUUGAGGAGACCACAGAAUUCCUUAAACAGAACAUAGUUGUAUCUGGCGGGUUUGUCGGCGGCUUCUUGUUGGGCCUUGCAUCUUAAGGACAUUUCUCUUCCUGCUGGCUUAACCAUGAUAAUGAAGAAGGGUAGCAACGCACAGUUCUUCAGUGAGGCAGUCUGAGUCGCUCUCUAAUCACUCCAGAGCGAGAUGGAUGGAUUUGCCAGACAAAUCUUGAGUAUUUUGCAUUUUAGGCUUUUGCCUCCUUAAGCUUGCUGAAACAGGUUUGCUGAAAAAUCUACAGUGUGUUGCAUAGCAUUCCUGAAGGAACAAGAACUGGCUAACUUUUGUCAUGAUUUUUAUUAUUGUAUCUCCAUGCAGAAUUCAGCAUAUUUAAUAAGCUAUCUUUCCCCC
Molecule: messenger RNA, 979 nt
Organism: Podarcis raffonei (Aeolian wall lizard)
Lineage: Eukaryota; Metazoa; Chordata; Lepidosauria; Squamata; Lacertidae
Gene: FUNDC1
Product: FUN14 domain containing 1
Exons: 5
Coding region: 199-669 (156 amino acids)
Biological process (GO): autophagy of mitochondrion
Cellular component (GO): mitochondrial outer membrane
Source: RefSeq, a predicted model, not a curated record